This is a messenger RNA of Cuscuta europaea, 4616 nucleotides long. The record is from the annotation of a GenBank genome assembly. Lineage: Eukaryota; Viridiplantae; Streptophyta; Magnoliopsida; Solanales; Convolvulaceae.
CUGGGAUCAUACAAAGUUGUCUGUAUACUAAAAACUUUGUGUGUGUGAAACAGACAAAUAGACGAAAGAUGUAAGCAAAAAAGUGUGGACCAAACAUUUUUUUUUGAUUAUGUAGCUUUGUUUUAUGUAAUCUACCAGCUAGUCUGCUGCUAAUCCAAUACUUCGUAUUUCAAAACUUUCGAACGUGUCAAAACUCUAGAGACGGGACUUAACAUUUUUAAGCAAACUAUCGAAAUGGCUUGUGUUCGUACGCCAUUUCUGCUCAUCAGAUUUUGAUCUCUCUCCCCUUUAUCAUAAAGCUGCCCACUUUCACCAUCCGUUUCUUGUGAAUCCUCUCUUCUCUCUCUCCCUGCCACUGCUAUAAUAGUUACUGAUGUGAUGAUGCGAAGUGGACACUCAGAGAGUUCUCUUCAUUAUCUACCAGUUUUUCAUUUUGUAUUUCUGUACUACCCGCCGUGCCUCAUACGCUUUGUAUGAGUAACCACUACAACAACAAACCCUGCUCCCUCCGGCUAUGGCGAUUCGCCUGUUUCCGGCCAUCAUUGCCGCCACACUCUGCUUCUUCUUUCACCUCUCUUCUGGAGCUUCCAUUUCUGAGCGAAACCCAGAGAGGGAUUCCCUGCUUUGUUUCAGAAAGUCUCUUCAGAACCAGGAAAUUCUGUCUUCUUGGACGCCUCUAACUCCCCAUUGUCAUUGGGACGGAGUUCUCUGCCGGAACGGAAAAGUGGUCUCGCUUGUUCUCUCGUCCCGCUCUCUACGGGGACCUCUCUCACCGUCUCUCUUCUCUCUUUCGCACCUUGUCGUUCUUGACCUCUCGUCAAAUCUAUUGUAUGGGAGGGUUUCAUCCGAAAUCGCCGGGUUAAGGAGGCUGAAAGUUCUGGAUUUGGGUGAUAACCAGUUUCCCGGCGAGUUUCCACGGCAAAUCGGAGAGUUAAGUCGAUUGGAGACGGUUAAACUAGGGCCGAAUCUUUUCAGCGGGGAAAUUCCACAGGAACUGGGAAACUUAGUUGGACUCCGUUCUUUGGACCUUUCCGGUAAUGGGUUCUCCGGCAACAUUCCCACCCACCUCGGGAACCUAACCAAUCUCCGGCUACUCUCACUGGGCAGCAAUCUUCUCUCAGGUUCUCUCUCUCCAUCCCUAUUAUCAAGGCUUCAAUCUUUAACCACUCUGGACAUCUCCAACAACUCCCUCUCUGGAUCCAUACCGCCGGAGGUCGGGAACUUGACGGCACUAACGGAACUUUACAUUGGAAUAAACCAUUUCUCCGGCCAGUUGCCUGAUGAAAUCGGUUCCCUUUCAAACCUCCAAGAUUUUUAUUCAUCUUCAUGCUCACUUACCGGUCCAUUCCCUGAAUCGUUCUCAAACCUCAAGGCAUUAACCAAACUUGACUUCUCCUACAACCCAUUGAAGUGUUCCAUCCCAGAUUUUAUAGGGAAGCUUCAAAAUUUAACCAUUCUCAACCUGGUGUCCUCCCAGCUAAAGGGUAGCAUCCCUUCAACUCUGGGGAAUUGCAAAAAGAUGAAGACUCUCGUUCUUUCAUUCAAUUCACUCUCCGGCCAACUCCCGGAGGAGCUUUCCGGUUUGACAGAACUGUUAACAUUUUCCGUUGAAGAGAAUCAGCUUUCAGGUCAAUUGCCUUCUUGGCUUGGAAAAUGGACUCAGAUUGACUCACUGUUGCUUUCAGGUAACCGAUUUGCCGGCAGAAUCCCGCCGGAAAUUGGGAAUUGCUCUAUGCUAACCAUGAUUAGUCUCAACAACAACUUACUCAGUGGUCCAAUCCCUAGAGAAAUGUGCAAUGCUGUUGCUCUCUCAGAUGUUGAUCUGGGCGGUAAUUUUCUUUCUGGAACCAUAUCUGACACUUUUAUGAGCUGCGGUAAUUUAACUCAGCUGGCAGUGGUAAAUAAUCAGAUUCACGGGGUAAUUCCUGAUUACCUCUCAGAUCUUCCUCUCAUGGUUCUCGAUCUGGAUUCCAAUAACUUCACCGGUUCUAUUCCGGUAACUUUCUGGAACUCUUCAAACUUGAUGGAGUUUUCCGCCGCGAAUAACCUUCUCGCGGGGACCAUUCCGCGGGAGAUCGGAAAUGCCAAAUCCUUACAGAGGCUCGUUCUGAACAACAACAAAAUUACUGGGACAAUCCCCGGAGAAAUUGGCAGUUUAACGUCUCUUUUGGUGUUGAAUUUGAACUCCAAUCUCCUUGAAGGUUCUAUACCUCCUGAGCUUGGUAACUGCAUUGCGCUUUCUACCCUAAAUCUGGGGAACAAUAAACUGAACAAUUCUAUCCCUGAAGAAAUUCCCGAUUUGCCGCAGCUACAGUGUCUGGUUCUCUCUCACAAUCAACUCACCGGGCCUAUUCCGUCGAAGAGACGGGCCAGGUAUUUCCGGCAAGUUACCAUCUCCGAUUCAACCUACGUUCAACACCGUGGAGUCUAUGAUCUUUCAUUUAAUGACCUUUCUGGGGAAAUUCCAGUAGAGCUGGGGAGCUGUUUGGUGAUAGUGGAUCUUCUGCUUAACAAUAACAAGCUUUCCGGAGAGAUUCCUAGGUCACUUUCUCAGUUACCAAACCUCACCACUCUGGACUUGACUGGAAAUUCGCUUAAAGGUGAGAUUCCAAUUGAGUUUGGUUAUUCAAAACGACUGCAGGGUUUAUAUUUGGGAAACAAUCAUCUCACCGGACCUAUACCGGAAAGCUUAGGUCUCUUGUUUGGUUUGGUUAAACUCAAUUUGACCGGAAAUACCUUAUCCGGUCAAAUCCCUUCCACUUUUGGGAAUCUCCAUUCUCUGACCCACUUGGAUUUGAGUUUAAAUCUCCUGGACAAUUAUCUUCCCAAUUCACUGUCAAAUAUGGUGAACCUUGUGGGCCUCUACGCUCAGCAAAACAGGCUUUCUGGUAAGCUAGACCGACUUUUCACAACUUCAACUUCGUGGAGGAUUGAGAUCCUGAAUUUAAGCUGUAAUGAGUUUUCCGGUGAAUUGCCGCCGUCUUUGGGGAACAUGUCAUACCUUACCUGUUUGGAUCUUCACCAAAACCGUUUGGUGGGAGGGAUUCCUUCUGAGAUUGGGAAUCUAACUCAGCUUGAGUAUUUUGAUGUGUCCAGGAACAGACUGUCGGGUCGGAUCCCUGCCUCAGUAUGUGCUCUCCCCAACUUGAAUUCCUUGAAUUUUGAUCUGGUUGGCCCCUUUCCCGGAAACAGAAACUGUCAGAAUCUCUCCGGUGUCUCUGUUGCGGUUGGGAACCGGAAUCUCUCACGGGCAAUUUUAUUAUCAUCAGUCAUGACAGGAGCUAUAAUCGUCACUCUAUUGGCAGUGUUUCUACAACGGGCAUGGAAGAACAGCAGAGGAAGAUGGUAUGAUAAUCACCGUCCUGAUAAAUCUGGCGGCGGUGAUCAAAUCUCAGCCGCGGUAGAUCCUCACCUCUAUUUCUUAACGAACAGCAAAUCCAAAGAGCCUUUGAGCAUUAACAUCGCCAUGUUCGAGCAAUCUCUUCUCAAAAUCACUUUAGUCGACAUCCUCGAGGCGACCAACAACUUCUGCAGAACAAAUAUCAUCGGGGACGGAGGGUUCGGGACGGUUUAUAAAGCCACAUUGUCCGACGGAAAGACAGUCGCCGUGAAGAAACUAAACCAAGGUAAGAUGCAAGGCAACCGGGAGUUUCUAGCAGAGAUGGAAACCCUAGGAAAGGUCAAACACCCGAACCUAGUUCCAUUGCUAGGGUACUGUUCUUACGGGGACGAGAAGGUUCUGGUCUAUGAGUACAUGGUAAACGGGAGCUUGGACCUUUGGUUGAGGAACCGGUUCGGACCGUUGGGAUUGCUCGGGUGGGGGAAGCGCUUCAAGAUUGCGGUCGGAGCAGCAUGUGGGCUGGCCUUCCUACAUCAUGGAUUCACUCCACAUAUCAUCCAUAGAGAUAUUAAGCCCAGCAACAUUCUUCUGGACCAAGAUUUUGAGCCCAAAGUUGCGGACUUUGGGCUGGCGAGACUGAUCAGCGCUUGCGAGACCCACGUGAGCACGGACAUUGCUGGCACGUUCGGGUACAUCCCACCGGAGUAUGGACAGACGGGGAGGUCGACGACAAGGGGAGAUGUGUAUAGCUUUGGGGUGAUUUUGCUUGAGCUGGUGAGUAGCAAGGAGCCCACUGGGCCCGACUUCAAAGACGUUGAAGGUGGAAAUUUGGUGGGUUGGGCUCGGAAGAAGAUGAGAAAGGGCCAGGCGGUGGAUGUUCUGGACCCGGAAAUACUUGAUGCUGAUUCGAAGCCCAUGAUGCUUCAGACUUUGCAGAUUGCGAGUUUGUGUCUGUCUGAUAACCCGGCUAACCGGCCCACCAUGCUUCAAGUAGUCAAGCUGUUGAAAGGAAUCAGAGAUUGAUUAGUAUUGGUACCUGUUAAUUAGUUAGUUUAUUAAUUUAGCUAAUCUAAUUAGUAUUAUCACGUUGAAAAAUGUUCUGAAUGUAAUUGACUUUGUUCUGGAUAGUUUGUAUCUAGAAAGAGAGAUAGGAGUGGUAACUUUAUUGACAUAAACUGAAAUGUACCUCUGUCAAGAAUCAAAUAUUAUGAUCAGGAGGGGUAAAUUCCCAAUUCCCUCUUCCUUUCCCCUGUUUUUACCUCUGUCAACUGGCAGA